This is a messenger RNA of Trichomonas vaginalis G3, 702 nucleotides long. RefSeq lists its product as uncharacterized. The coding region runs from base 1 to 702 and encodes 233 amino acids. The transcript has a single exon. The record is from RefSeq and is a predicted model, not a curated record. NCBI's taxonomy places the organism in Eukaryota, Parabasalia, Trichomonadida, Trichomonadidae.
AUGAGAAAUCUUCGAAGUACAGGUUGUAAUUGCGGGGUUCUUAUAUUCAUUUCUCAAGGAUAUUUGAAUUUUUUCACUAAUGAAACAUUGCAAGAACUCAAAAAUUGUGGUGCAAAUUUCUUGACUUUGAAUAGUUACGAAGGCGUUGAUGAUGAUCGUACUUUACGAAAUUUAGUUGUACUGUCCUUCUUAGAUCAAUACAGAUUUUUCUUUAAUAGGAUUUUUAUCAAUGAUAUAUUUGAUACUCUUUUCCAAGGAGAUCCAUUUGAUGAGAAUCUGCCGAAAGAUAAAGUUUCUGUCUCAAUUGAACGUGUAACAUUUAGCCAUCAUAGAUGGGCUAUCGAAAAACAGCUUAAUACAGAUGAUAACUUUACUGAAGACUUUUAUGGCGAUAAAUUUCUUCUAAAUAGUGGUAUUAUUAUGGGUCCAUCACAAAAAGUUUAUGAGCAAUCCAUACUCAAUUAUGUAUAUUAUAGAGGUCUUUUCAAUGAUUUUUAUGUUGAUUUCGAUGCACAUUUCUAUUCUUCAAUUUGCUACUCGAUAUUCGAACAAAAACCAAGGAAAGACGGAAAAAUGUACGAAUUGAAUGGCCAGUACGCACCUGCAUUGAUACAUCAAUUUGAUAGAAUAUGCCCAAUGAUAGUCUAUGAUAAAAAUGUUUGUCCUGCUUUGAAUACGCUUAACAUUUCAAAUGUUCAUUAA